Juglans regia (Persian walnut) is the source of this 1516-nucleotide messenger RNA. Its product is annotated as protein NDL2-like. Lineage: Eukaryota; Viridiplantae; Streptophyta; Magnoliopsida; Fagales; Juglandaceae. The transcript is spliced from 11 exons. The coding region runs from base 184 to 1227 and encodes 347 amino acids. The record is from RefSeq and is a predicted model, not a curated record.
CUCGUUCAAGCGUCGGUGACUCGGGGCGACUCGGUCCUAGUUUAGGCACGAGUUAAUUUUCAACUAGAUAGCCGAGAGAACUCUCUCUCUCUCGCGCGCGCUCUCUCUCUCUAUAUAUGUAUAUAUUGACGUACAUGGAGGCCUAAGCCAACUGCCUCUGCAAAUUUGAGAGAGAGAGAGAGAAUGGGGUAUUCGAGCGAUUCAGUGUCAGUGGAUAUGGAGGGGAUCUCUUUUGGCGGAAAGGAGCAUCGAAUACAAACUUGCCAUGGUUCUGUGUCUGUUGCAGUGUAUGGAUACCCGGACAAGCCAGCUCUUGUCACUUAUCCAGAUUUAGCUCUAAAUUAUGUGUCCUGUUUUCAAGGAUUAUUCUCUUGUCCAGAAGCAUAUUCCUUACUGCUCCACAAUUUUUGCAUAUAUCAUAUUAGUCCUCCGGGGCAUGAGUUGGGAGCUGCUGAAAUUAGCCCAGAUAAGUCUCUGCUUUCCGUUGAUGAUUUAGCAGAUCAGAUUGCCGAGGUUCUCGACUUCUUUGGACUUGGUGCUGUGAUGUGUUUGGGGGUUACAUCUGGAGCAUAUGUCCUUACCCUGUUUGCUAUGAAAUACAGAAAACGUGUUCUUGGACUGAUACUUGUCUCUCCUCUAUGCAAAGAACCUUCUUGGACAGAAUGGUUGUAUAAUAAGGUGCUGUCAAAUUUACUCUACUUCUAUGGCAUGUGUGGAGUGGUAAAGGAGUUAUUGAUUAAGCGGUACUUCAGCAAGGAAGUUUAUGGCCUUGCUCAAGUAUCAGGGUCAGAUAUAGUUCAGGCAUGUAGAAGAUCUUUGGAAGAGAGGCAGAGCUCAAAUGUAUGGCGGUUUCUUGAAGCAAUCAAUGGGAGACCUGACCUUACCAACGGAUUAAGAAAACUACAAUGUCGUUCGCUCAUCUUUGUCGGGGAUAACUCUCCAUUUCAUUCUGAGGCUCUCCACAUGACUUCUAAUCUAGAUAGACGAUACAGUGCUUUAGUAGAGGUUCAGGCUUGCGGGUCAAUGGUGACAGAAGAGCAGCCCCAUGCCAUGUUGAUACCAUUGGAGUACUUCCUAAUGGGAUAUGGCUUGUACAGGCCAUCUCAAGUAAGUGUCAGCCCAAGGAGCCCCUUGAGUCCCUCUUGCAUUGCCCCGGAGCUUCUUUCACCUGAAAGUAUGGGCUUGAAGUUAAAACCAAUUAAAACUCGAAUUUCUCUGCAAGUUUGAAUGAAAGAUCAAAAUGGGUGUAGAAAAAUGGUUUCUUGUAAUGUAUUUUAUCAUAGGGGGUGUUUGGAUGGGCUGGAUAAGUGAGAGGUUAAUAUGUGGUGUUGUGUAGAUAGAGGGGAAAAAUAGAAGGAAGGAAGGCAUAUAUUUUCAUUCAUUAAUUUGUAGUAAUCACUCUGUUGAGGUGGGCUGAACAAAGUUGUCUGUAAAUCCUCAACCAAUCAUUCAUCAACGACAAACGAAGGAUAAUAAUAAGAAGAAUAAGCCUUGGAUGGUGGCUAUGCUUUUCUCA